Molecule: messenger RNA, 933 nt
Organism: Gigantopelta aegis
Lineage: Eukaryota; Metazoa; Mollusca; Gastropoda; Neomphalida; Peltospiridae
Product: phosphatidylethanolamine N-methyltransferase-like
Exons: 7
Coding region: 83-745 (220 amino acids)
Biological process (GO): phosphatidylcholine biosynthetic process
Molecular function (GO): S-adenosylmethionine-dependent methyltransferase activity
Source: RefSeq, a predicted model, not a curated record
UCAAUUGGUCCGCUACAACCAAGUGCAGACGAACUUUUUACACUUUGUUGCUAGCCGAAGUUUCAAAUGUAUUAUCACGUGAAUGAAAGAUAAAGGUAUACACGGGUGCUGUGGAGAUCGUAUCAUUGUGGACUUUAGUAAGAUGAGUUUGCCAUUUGAACUUCCAGUAGAUUAUGGAGAUGGAAACCUGUGGAUCUCCAUGGCAACUAUUGUAUUCAAUCCACUGUUUUGGAAUGUUGUUGCACGGUGGGAAUAUCACACACACAAGUUAACUCAGAUGGCAGGUUCCGCUAAGCUGGGCUGCAUAGUGCUUGGAAUAACUAUCUUUCUUCUUGGUGUGUUUAGAGACUGGAGGUACAAAAUGAUGCUGGAAACACAGCCACGGUCUAUCAUGUUACAUGAAAACUGGAUUCUCUACCUGGGUUAUCUCUGUCUCGUAUGUGGCACAUUACUAACACUGUCUAGUUUCUGGAGGUUAGGAUUUUAUGGAACAUUUCUCGGUGAUUAUUUUGGAAUCCUCCAGAAAGAAAAAGUCACUGGAUUUCCGUUUAAUAUUGUUGAUAAUCCUAUGUACAUUGGAUCCACACUGAAUUUCCUUGGCUUCGCGUUGCUAAAAGCUUGUCCAUGUGGAAUCGUGCACACCAUCCUGGUUGGUCUUGUGUACAAAGUAGCACUGCUGUUUGAAGAGCCAUAUACAGCCUUCAUAUAUGACAAGAAGACAACAGAGAAAGCAAAGAAGCUUUAAUCCUAAAUCUAUUUAGAUCCCAAGAACUCUAUGAUAAUAUAUAACUUAACCAAGAUUUAAGGAUCAAAGUGCAGUGUUCGAGAUUAACGGUAUCCCCGAUAUUCCCGGGGAUACCAGAAUUUAAUUUUGGAUACCAGACUUCAAUAACCCAGUAUCCCACCGGGAUACCAUAUAAUGUUGUUUUUUGU